ACGGUUUCCAAGCAGCCGCAGCAGCAGCAGACGACGGGAAUGGAUGGGUUGCGCGUUGUGGGGAGCGCUGGAGGGUCGAAAGGUGGAGGCGGCAGCGGCGAUGGAAGUAAGACAGCAGCCUCCAGACCACCACAACAACCACAGCAACAACAGCAGCAGCAAAAGCAUGGUAGUGGUGGUGAGAGCGGCCACAUCAUCACGGCUGUUGAUCCUCAGCAACAAGAGGCGGCAGACGUGCCUGGGCCACUGCCAGCCAUCGAAGGUGACGUGGUGUCCAGGCCAGCGACGGUAAGCACACGGCCAGGGUCCAUGAGGGAGCUGCACAGAUCAUACGACGCUCGCAUGCGCGCGCUGUUGGAUGACACUGAAGGCACAGGCCAGGGCGGCGCAAGAAACGGAGAUGACAAUCUGCUGUCACGAAACGUGGGGACGCCGCCUGAGGUUACCAACCCGUUUGACCUCCCGGAGUUUGCAUUCACCGCUGAAGAGCUGCAGCCAAGCGGAGAUGAGGAGGAAGAGGACGACAACGUGGACUCGGCAACGGCAGUCGGUAGCGGUGCCCCUGCCCUUGCAACCAGCCCUGAGCCCAGCCUUGGCAUGCAGCAAGGCGAACAAGCAGCAACAGCAGAGGCAACGAGUGGUGGCGACGGAACUGGCGACCAGAGCUCAUCUCCGGAUGCAACAGACGUCAUAUCACCACUACCACUGAGCGAUGAUGCAGUGCCGACAUACACGAGCACAGCUCGAGCGACUGGUGGUGGCGCCAUGCUUCAACCCGCCUCCCUGCCAGACGCAUCAUCCCCAGCAGGGAAUCAUCAGCAGCCGCUGCUACGGCAACCCACAUCGGCGGACGCUGAUACCACCACCACACUGCCCCAUAUUGUCAGCGUGGUGGGCACGCCAGCGGGGCGUCCACACACGGGCAUGUCCACGCCACCGACGGGAAUGCGUGACGGGUUUUCACUGACAGGGACCGCUGUCAAGAGGAGUGCGGCACCGCCAGCCAUCAGGGUUGAUGGGAGCGAUAGUGAAGACAGCGAUGGCGAAGGCGGCGAUCCCACUCCGCGUGAACGCCCGCCACGCACCCCCUCCACUCCACAGCCAUUUGCUCUGCAGAGGGAGUUGACACGGUCUGGCCUCAGCGCUGUCCUCGCCCCACCGGCACGCAACACCAGCACCAGCAGUCCGCCCAAGUCCCCACAGACAAUGCACGUGUUCUGCAUGAAGGAGGCUGUGGGCAUGGGCGUGUCGCCGUCGUUUGCGUCAUUGCAUCUCGGCAGGGACGAUGUUGCGUCGUCGCAUGCGCCCGUCCUGAAGACCAUCACGCUGCCCGUCACCAACCUCGACCUCAACAUUGGUGAUGGCGCUCUCCGCCCCGUGAAACAGAGCCAGCCGCCGUUUGCGCCACAGAAACCCGCAGACACAACAGGAAGGAAGGGAUUCAACUCAACGUUCCGCCAACGAGGGCUGAAGACGAGAGGUGUUGCGCGCUCGAAGGACCAGCACUUGCCUGCGGAGGUGGUGCGGACCGUUGCUCCGGUCUUCAUGGGCAGGAUGGGCGCCCUCGAGCCCGAAAUCGACGACAGCACGUGGGCGGGACAGCUCCCGGGAUCCUCGCUCCUCACAGCCACACAGACGCUUGGCCGUUCGUCUGGUUCGUCGCUGCUGUCGGUGGCGCGCUCGUCAUCGGAUGCUCUCAGCGACAAACACACGCGGGUUGUGGACCGCGAGUCCAAGUCGCGUCUGGAGGCGGUUCGCUCCAUGCUGGAGAGGAGCCGAUCGCGGACAACGGCAGCAUCGGACCAGACAUCCACUUCGCCGCCGCAGCACAGCAGCAGCAGCGCAGCGAAAAACCCGGACACGACCACCGGCGGUGAUGCUGAUGAGUCAUUGGAGGACGAGCGUUCCGCCCGCGUCACAACGCCAACACCGACAAAGCGGGAAUCAAACACAGACGUGAAUGCAGACAAGAUUGCUGCCAGUGUUCGGCAGACAAAGGAGUUUUAUGCCACGCUCGCCUUUAUCGAGAAGACGUCGAAGCAACGCGACCUCCUCCAGUCCGGCGCUGAUCCAGAGGAGACGGAGGAGGAAGCUACACUGCGGAAAGAGCACGAAGCUUUAAUGGCAAAAUACAUGCAGGCGCAGUCUGAGAACAGUCCGUCAGAGGAGGAGCAGACAACCCUACUCAUCAAGCUCGGAGAGACGUCGCUUCACCUUGCGCGACCGGAUGCGGCUCUCGGUUUCCUGCAGGGCGCCGUCAGCCAGAGCCCAAGAAAUGUCCACGCGCGCUGGCUGCUGUUUAUGGCAUACGCAAUUGUGGGCAACACCCACUCUGGACUUGAGGUGAUUGACCAGUGCAUUCGCCUGCAGCCCGAGUAUCGCUUUUACCGCGCACGCGCACAUCUGUUGAAGGACACGACGGGCAAGGAGACAGACACCAUCUCCGCACUGCAGAUGGCCAUCAUCUACAAUGGGCAGGACGCCGACGCGUACUACAUGAAGGCCAUGCUUGAAGAGGAGCAUGGAGACAUGCAGCAGGCGGCAUCUGAUCUUCUGAUGGUGCUUGAGAUUGAUCCAGACCACCUCAUGGCCCGCCGCAAGUAUGCGGAGGUGCUGUUUAACAGGGGCAGCUACCGCCAGAGCAUCAAGCACCUCACCGCUCUCAUUGUGGCCAUGCCUUACGACUCCCACCUCUACUUCCAGCGCGCAAUGGCAAACUCACACAGCGGCGACCACGUGUCAGCGCUGCGUGACAUCACGCAAUGCAUCCAUCUCGAACCGAACAACAAGCGCGCGUACUUCAACCGCGCGCUCAUGCUCUCCAGGGCACACCCGCGCCGCGCCAUCAAGGACCUGAGCAUUGCGCUGCUCAUUGAUGCGAGUCACGAGCUCUCCACCGAGGCGUACCUGCGUCGCGGUAUGCUGUACGCGAUGCUGUUCCAGCACAAGGAGGCCCUGCCUGAUCUGCUCGCCUGUCUCGCCAGUGAAGAGUUGCAAUGCCUCAAACUUGGCCAUCCCACAAAGACUCUCGUCGCAGUGCUGUGCCAACUCGGGCUGCUGAAUCUGCGGCAGCUGGGCAAGUAUGCGACUGCCAUCAAGUACUUUACCAAAGCGCUGGGCGCUGACCCGAGCUGUGAAGAUGCCAUCCUCGCCCGUGCAGAGUGCUACCUUGAACUCGACAAGCAGAGCAGGGCAUUCGAGACAGACUAUUCUGACCAGACCCUCUUUCGAGCGUUGCACGACUAUGCACGGUUGAUCCACAUUGCCCCCACCAACAUCAAAUACAGGCUGUUGUGUGGCCGCCUUGCCCUUCGCCUGGGCCUUGCGCGCCAGGCAGAGGCGAUGCUGAGCGGUGCGCGGCGCCUGUGCGACCAUCUUGGCCAGACGCCCUCGCUGCAGACCGACGUCGAUAUUUUCCUGGGCCACCGGGACGAGGCAAUUGCGGUGCUGUGCAGGACGGUGUGGCCGAGCAGCGGCAAUACUGCAGCCAUCACCAACGUCACCGAGCACUUGGCUGACAACCGCGUCGAAGGAGGGAUUGUCGAGACGUACUUUCCUGCGCUGGGUCGGGCGCUGCUCAAAUCAAAUCGCGUGCAAGAGGCCGUCAGCGUCUUCCAGCACAUGGUUGAAGUCGGUGCUGAAAGUGCGGAUGUGUACUACAACCUCGGCCUGUGCUGCCUCAAGCUUGGCGACGACAAACUCGCGCUCAACGUGUUUAACCAAGCCGUGUCGAUGGAUAACACACACUCGCUCGCCCUGUUUGAGCGGGCCAAGUGCAAACUGAAGCUCGGCCUGCCGCGCGUGCUGCCUGACGUGAAUCGAGCACUGGAGAAAGACCCGUCCCUGUGGCAAGGGUUCCUGACGCGCGCUGCCUACUUUGCAGGACAGUCCAGGUUCCCAAAGGCCAUCCUCGAUUGCAACAACGCCCUCCGCAUUGAGCCCAGCAGCACACGUGCGCUCAUCAUGCGCGGGUGCCUGAAACUCCUCAACAAGACGCUUGAGCUUGGUGUACGCGAUCUGACGGACGCCACAGAGAGGGACCCAGGGAACCCGCUCGCAUUCUUCAACCGCGGUGUUGGGCACCACAUGCUCGGGCAGUACAACAACGCCGUCAGCGACUACAGUACCGUCCUCCUCUACGACAAGGGAGAAGGCUACCGGGAGCAAGUGCUGCUGAACAGGGCGCUUGCGUACAUGAGUAUGGGGUCAAAUCUCGCUGCGCUGUGCGAUUUGCUCGAGUUGUUGGAGCGCUCGCCAGAGAACGCGUCAAACCCGCUCCUGUUGCACACAACCGCCCUGUGCUUCUACAGAAACCGGGACUAUCUCAACUCAAUCGAGUACUACAGCCGCGCCAUCGACCUCGACCAUCACUUUGUGCAAGCGUAUCUUGGGCGCGGCAAUGCGUUGCUGGACAUGAACACGGAGCGGUCACGUCGCCUGUCCAAACGCGACUUCCUCCGCGCCAUCCACAUCGAUCCACGCUUCACCCCCGCAUACCACAACCUCGCAGUCAGCAUGCAAACCUCUGGCCACCUGAAGCAGGCGUAUGUGGUGCUUUCGCACGCCAUCACGUGGGCGCCGCAUAACAGCGUGCUGCUCGAGGCCCGCGCUGUUGUUUCUCUGCAGGUGCAGCAGCUUGGCGAUGCGUUUCGAGACCUGUCUCACGCCAUCUCCGUCCACCCAACAGCGAAACUGUACAACGCGCGCGGUGUUGUGCUGCUUUACUCAAAGCAGGGUCGCCCGGCUGUGGAGGACUUCCGGGCCGCCAUUGCCGCAGACGCAACAUAUGUGCUCGCAUACUACAACCUGGCAAACGUGCUGCUGGCCAAGCGACAGCUGCGGCAGGCACUUUCACUCUACGACAAGGCGUGCGAGCUGAGCGAGGAGGACGAUGAUGACUUGUUCAACAACCGUGGCAUCUGCAAGGCGAGCCUUGGGGAGAUGGCGGAUGCGCUUGAUGACUUUAAGCGGGCAGCCGCAACCCCACACUGCCACGAGGAUGUGCUUUUCAACCUCGCACUUGCCCACGAGAAGCUUGACAACUUGGAGGAGGCGAGCGCCGCAAUCGACAAGUACCUGGAGAGGGUGGACCGUGUGGACACGCUUGCACAGCGACUGCGGGCACACAUCCAGGCUGCCAUGCACGCCAAGGCGUCCAGCACUGGCUCUCUGCUGCCGUGA
Messenger RNA from Salpingoeca rosetta, 5181 nucleotides. RefSeq lists its product as uncharacterized. Gene Ontology annotation, molecular function: protein binding. Bases 40 to 5181 code for a protein of 1713 amino acids. The transcript has 30 exons. NCBI's taxonomy places the organism in Eukaryota, Choanoflagellata, Craspedida, Salpingoecidae. The record is from RefSeq and is a predicted model, not a curated record.